Molecule: messenger RNA, 991 nt
Organism: Cylicocyclus nassatus
Lineage: Eukaryota; Metazoa; Nematoda; Chromadorea; Rhabditida; Strongylidae
Source: the annotation of a GenBank genome assembly
AUGACGGAAAUGCAGGAAGGCGACAGUCCACAUUCAGUCAUUAAAUCGCCGAACAUCUUCCUGAUGUUCGAUUGGCAGACAUUAUUGCUGACAAUAGUAGCAGCGCUAACGAUUCCUCUCUACAUCAGAAUUCUCUACGUUUUACUACGUCAUCGCUCAAAACAUCGGUUUUAUUCGCAUUUCUACACUAUUACUAUAUCUCAGUGGUCAUAUAUGCAAACCUAUCUGUUCGAAUAUGCUCGAAUUAUCGGUGUAGUGUUAAUCUCCAUUCAACGAUGUUCCACUGUGUCGUACCCGCAUACUCGCUUUAAUCACCACUUGAUACGGCUGCCGCCAUGGGUAUUUUUUGCGGUUCAAUAUAUAACUCCUAUUUUCCUCUGUGCCAAUAUGUUUUUCGUUCCAAUGCGGUUCAACGAGCAAUCAACGCUCAAUGUUGUCAUCAGCAAAGAAGUGCUCAAGGGUCACUAUCUAAAAUCUGCACUGAUUCCACUAAUUGCAAUCAUUAUCUGCUCAAUAGCUUACGGAGCGAUUCUUCGUACUCUACGCGAUCACUCUAUCCAUACACGACGAAAAGAUGUUCGAAUGAGUGUUCAAGUUAUCGGACUACUGAUUGCCCUUAUAAUUACAUGCAUACACUUUUGUAUGCAAUUUUACUUCAACUAUCAAGAGAUGGUGGAUUGGGUUUACUUUAUGCGGUACUUCACACCAUUAUGGGUUGGACUGCUCACAUUUAUCAAUCCUUGGAUGAUUAUCAUUAUGAAUGCGGAAUUACGACAUCUUGUAUUGGGACGGCAUGCCGUACCAGAAGCGAGCACUAUUCAUCCAGUAAUUAGAAGUUCCAUGACUGGGAGAAAAUCUCAACAUUGAUGAGGCGGGUUUCUUUCAUCUUGUAUAUAAUUACUCAUAGUUGUACAUAAAGAUUUUUAUGCAAAUAGCUAUAACAAUAAUUAAUGUUCCAUCAAGCCCACAAAUGACCAAAAUAUUAAACGUA